AUGGCGAGCCGCCACGUCAGCCGGCCGCCGCCCUCGCCCAACCGGACAGAGCCACUUGUCGCGCGCCUUCCUCCACCCGCCGAAGCCCGCCGGGGCCCGAGGGAGGCCCGCCCCAGGCCGGAUCUGGGCCGAGUCGUCCGCCCGCCGCCGCCUUUGCCCAGCGUCGAUCGCCGCCGAUCUCCGCCGCUCGCCUGCCGGCUCCACCGCACCGGAGCAUCGCCGGACUUCGUCAGUGCUCCCCUCCGCCACGCAGCGCUCCGUCGCGGAGCCUGUUUCCCACCGCUCGCAGCCAUGGCGCGCCGCCUCGUCUCCCGAGCGCCGCCAGGCCACCUUGCCCCGAGCCGCGCCACCGACGACCUCCAGCCGCCUCCCGUGCCAGGGCUCGCCGGCCGCCCUCGCCCUUCGUCGCCCCGGUCACCUUCGUCCGCCCGCGCCACCUCCCCGGCGUCCCCAUCGUCGCUGGAGCUCGCGGAGCUCACCGGAGACAACUCCGCACAAUGGCUCGCGGAGACCAUCAAGACGAUGACAAUGGAGUUACCGCAACAGAAUCGCGCAACUGGUCAGAAAAAAGAUGGCGAUGAGAAGAAGAAACAUUAUCGCAAUAGGGCUUCGCAAGAACACCUAACUAUAUUGACCGAGGGAUUUACUGAUGAGCAGAAGGGAGCUGCUGGUGAGAUGGGGACGCAUGCUCUGAUGGAUAUUCGGUGCAAGAACCUAGUGAACCCUGUAUGCGUCUGGCUUGGUGAGAUUUAUGAUCCUGCCUCCAGGGAAUUCGUGAUUCCGGGACGUGGAAGACUGCCUUUGGAUGAGGAAUUCACGUUCUGCACUUGGGGUGUGCCCCGUGGAGAAAUCAAAGUCCUAUAUGAGGUGAACAAUAAGAUCGAGGAAGCCUUGUUCGCCCAUUUGUUUCCUGGGAUGGCAUCCAUGCCGAAUACGACUAUGCUGGCAACUUCGCUGGAGGGCAUGAAAACCCAUCGCGAGGUUAUUAAGAUGAAGCUCCUCAUGUACCUAAUCUUAGCUGUUUUGCGCCUACCACAUCUCUUCGCCCAAGCAACAAGUGCUUCCCCAUCCUGGCAAAGCUGAAAGACGUGAAGAACAUAAAUUGGUGUAAAUUCAUUGCGGACUUCCUACAUGAUGCAUUCUCAAACAAGAUGUACCAGAAGGGCUGUCGCUUGCACUUGAUGGUACUAUUUUCAUACUCUUUGGCAAAUACACUUACCAUGGUUGAAUGCUUCCCCAAAUCAACACGGCAGCUGUUGAUAAGUGUGAACUUUACAAGAUCAUGUAUGGCAACCCUUUAUUUUUCAUUGUUUAUGUGAAUUGUUCACAUAUGAAAGUGACUUCUGUUUGAUCCUUGGCAUCUGUGGGUGCUGCCUACAAGGCAAUAGCAUUU
This is a messenger RNA of Triticum aestivum (bread wheat), 1393 nucleotides long. RefSeq names its product serine/arginine repetitive matrix protein 1-like. The coding region runs from base 1 to 1083 and encodes 360 amino acids. The record is from RefSeq and is a predicted model, not a curated record. The transcript is spliced from 4 exons. NCBI's taxonomy places the organism in Eukaryota, Viridiplantae, Streptophyta, Magnoliopsida, Poales, Poaceae.